GUAAACAACAAUAAGGAAGUGAAGUCCCGAGAUGUCACGCAAAUUAUAUCAGGAGUGAUUUCUCAUUUUUUUGACGUGUAAUAGUUGUUCUUCUUUCACAAGCAACUGUAGCGAUGGAGGGCUCCAAGUCGUCGAGCACAACGAUGCAGGUCAGCUUCGUGUGUCAGAGGUGCUGCCAGCCGCUCAAACUGGACACAUCCUUUAAUGUGCUCGAUCGGGUCACAAUCCAGGAACUUAUAACUCCAUUGGUCACAGUGACUCCCAGCAAACAGACUGACAGUAGUGUGGGGGAGACAGCACCAGAGGAAACAUUUGUAGAAAAUAAGCAAGAUGGAGUGUCGAGAAAAUACAUCCCCCCUGCACGCAGGAUGAUGUCCACAGAGAGUGCCAACAGCUUCACACUGAUUGGAGAAGCAUCUGAUGGAGGCACUAUGGAAAAUCUAAGCCGGAGACUGAAGGUGACCAGUGACCUGUUUGACAUCAUGUCAGGCCAGACGGAUGUGGACCACCCGCUGUGUGAGGAAUGUACUGACACCCUACUCGACCACCUGGACACACAGCUCAACAUCACAGAGAACGAAUGCCAGAAUUACAAGCAGUGUCUGGAGCUGCUGUCACACCUGCAGGUGGAGGAGGAAGAGACACUGCUGACAGAGCUGCAGCAUCUGAACGAAGAGGAGGAGGCUCUGGUCCAGGAACUGGAGGCGGUGGAGGAGCAGAGGGCCGCUGUAGCCCAGGAACUGACCCAGAGCAGGAUCCACUCACAGCAGCUGGACACAGAGGAGAUGCAGUACCAAAAGGAGUACAGUGAGUUUAAGCGGCAACAGCUUGAGCUGGAUGAUGAGCUGAAGAGCGUUGACAACCAGAUGCGUUACUGCCAGAUUCAACUAGAUCGCUUGAAAAAGACCAACGUCUUCAACGCCACAUUUCACAUCUGGCACAGCGGGCAGUUUGGUACCAUCAACAACUUCCGUCUGGGUCGACUCCCCAGCGUCCCUGUAGAGUGGAAUGAGAUUAACGCCGCCUGGGGGCAGACGGUGCUGUUGCUGCAUGCUCUGGCAAACAAAAUGGGACUGCGUUUCCAGAGAUAUCGCCUGGUGCCAUAUGGAAACCACUCAUACCUCGAGUCCCUGACGGACAAAUCCAAGGAGCUUCCACUGUACUGCUCCGGUGGCCUGAGGUUCUUCUGGGACAAUAAAUUCGACCACGCCAUGGUGGCCUUCCUGGACUGUGUCCAGCAGUUCAAAGAGGAGGUGGAGAAAGGAGACACAGGCUUCUGCCUUCCUUACAGGAUGGAUGUGGAGAAAGGCAAGAUCGAGGACACGGGUGGCAGCGGUGGCUCUUACUCCAUCAAGACCCAGUUCAACUCUGAGGAGCAGUGGACCAAGGCACUCAAGUUUAUGCUCACCAACCUCAAGUGGGGACUGGCCUGGGUCACCUCACAGUUUUACAACAGAUAAACCCGCUGGACGAUGCUUUGGGAUGUCAAACCUCACCCAUAGUCAUAUGCCCCCCCCCCUAAUAACUGGAAACUGUGUGACUCUUAUCUGGAUACAUGAGCAACAGAAAAGGAAUGGUUACAUCAGUGCCAUUCUGCAAAUCCAUUCAGGAUUUUCAUGCAUAGUGCACAAAGCAUUGUUUAGAUUUUGUGUUUUUACAUGUUCCAAAGAGAUCAUAUGAGUGGCUGGAGAUAGAGAUUUGAAGUCCACUAUGGAAGCAAUAUGGCAGAGGACGUCUCUGUGGUUUAAAAGUGAGGAGGAUAACUGCAG
This is a messenger RNA of Scomber scombrus (Atlantic mackerel), 1769 nucleotides long. RefSeq names its product beclin 1, autophagy related (gene becn1). The transcript is spliced from 12 exons. The coding region runs from base 114 to 1460 and encodes 448 amino acids. Gene Ontology annotation, cellular component: phagophore assembly site; phosphatidylinositol 3-kinase complex, class III, type I; phosphatidylinositol 3-kinase complex, class III, type II. Gene Ontology annotation, biological process: autophagy; late endosome to vacuole transport; cellular response to nitrogen starvation. NCBI's taxonomy places the organism in Eukaryota, Metazoa, Chordata, Actinopteri, Scombriformes, Scombridae. The record is from RefSeq and is a predicted model, not a curated record.